AUGGGCGACGCGCGCGUGGUGUUCCUGCUCGAGAAGAUCGGCGAGACGUUUGGGGUGUCGCCGGAUGAGCUUCGCGGGGACAUGGACGGCCUGGGCGAUAAGGUCCGGCCGUUCUUCGAGCCUGAAGGUCCUCCCAAGCUCAUAUUCGUCUAUCAGGCGCCGGAUACGGUGGACCCGAAGACCGGCGCGGUCACCCGGGUCGGCGCCAAGCGCCUGGCGCUCACCGACGGCGACGGCGAGAACAACCCAAAGGGCAUCACCGAGAAGUUCGACCCCAAGGAUAUGAGCGCGGGCAGCAUCAAGGGCGGCGUGCUAUCGUCUUUCAACGCUGUCCUAUCGCAGAUGUUCCACCCCGCCCUGCGGGUUCAACAUCCCGCCGGGUGGGGCAAGCUCAAGUCCAAGUCGGAGACUGAGGAUUUUGUCGGCAACGUGCGCAGGUUCGGGGCGGUGCUGAAAGAGGCGGCGGCGUCCGUGGACGCCACCGUGCAGCUCGCCAGACCCGAUCAAAAGUACGUGGACUCCAUACCGCUCAAGCCUCUGGCGUUCAAGGACGCCGCGGAUACGGUGGAGACGGUCAACCACAUGGAUUCGGUGCUCCUGAGAUGGGUCGCCGACGCGGAGGCUUGCGUCGAGGAGACGGGCGCGUCGGAUGACGACGACAUGGGACCGGACACGGAGCUCGAGUACUGGCGCCAGCGCAUGGGUCUGCUCAACUCCAUCAUCGACCAGACCAAGACGGACGAGUGCCGACUGGUGCUGGGCGUGUGUAUGGCGGCCAGGUCACACGCGCACAAGGCGUGGAAGCAGAUCGACCUUCGUCUCACCGACGCGUCCAACGAGGCCAAGGAUAACGUCAAGUACCUGACCACGAUCGAGAAGUCACUCGAACCCUUGUACGCCAGCGGGCCCAAGCAGGUGUUGGAGGGCGUACCUUCUCUGCUCUCCAACGUCAAGAUGAUGUACACGAUCGCCAGGUACUAUCACACGAACGAACGCAUGACCAGGUUGUUCUCCAAGAUCUCCAACCAGAUGCUCAUGUGCUGUAAGACGCACCUGCUGGACGCGGGACCCGACCCUUGGACACACGACAAGGCUGAGCUCCUCGCCAAACUCCGCUUGACAAUCGCGCUGUACGACAAGUACUACUCCGAGUACCAGGCGACCAAGGAGAAGCUGGCGUCGCAGAUUCCCAAGCCGAGACAGUUUGACUUUAACGAGGAUAAGAUUUUCAGCAGGUUCGGUCUUUUCAAGAGGAGAUGCGAGAAGCUGGCGGACAUGUUCAGCACAAUCAUCCAGUUUGAGGAGCUUGCGGAACACAAAGAGAUUGUCGGCAUGGAGGUGCUCAUCACGCGAUUCUUCAGGAUCGUGAACGAGUUCAAGCGCAAGCCGUACAACCUACUCGACUUCCAGCAGAACGCGUUCGACCGUGACUACAUGGAGUUUAUCGUCGGCGUCAACGAGCUCGAGUUUUCGCUCCAGGAGCUCAUCAACAAGGCAUUCGAAAAGAUUUCAUCCACGGAAUCGGCGCUGACCCUCCUUGGCCAGUUCACCGCGGUGAUGCGCCGCGACGCGCUGAAGGAUGAUCUGGACAACAAGUACGUCAAGAUAUUCAGGAACUACGCGGAUGAUCUUGAGAGCGUCCAGAAGCUUUACGAGAAGCAGAAGCACGCGCCGCCGCUGCCCAGGAACGCGCCGCCGAUUGCGGGUGACAUUCUCUGGUCCAGGCAGCUUCUCCGCCGGAUCGAGGGUCCCAUGCGGCACUUCGCCGGCAUGGAGAGCAUCAUGGCGAUGAAGGAGUCCAAACGGGUGGUUAAACUGUACAACAGGGUCGCCACCGCGCUCAUGACCUACGAGACUCUUUGGCACCAGGCUUGGGUCAAGGGUGUCGAGGACAGCAAGGUUGGCCUUCGCGCGACGCUCCUGGUGCGCCACCCCAACACCGGCCAGCUUCUCGUCAACUUUGACCGCGAGAUCGCUCAACUCAUCCGCGAGUCCAAGUUCAUGAUGCGGAUGGACGUGGAAGUGCCCGAGUCCGCGCGCAUCGUGCUGGCGCAGGAGGACAAGUUCAAGUCCUACUACAACCAGCUCACCCACACCAUCAACAUGUACACCCACCUGGACGACGAGAUCGCGCCCGUGACCCGCCCGCUCCUCAAGGCUCACCUCGCCGAGCUCGAGAUGGUCGUCGCACCUGGCAUGACCGACCUGACUUGGACGUCCACGAACAUCGACAUGUACCUCAAACGCGUUCACAGGACGAUCGACAAUCUGGAACUGGUCGUUUCCAAGGUUAACGACAUGCUCCACCACCGCAUAGACGAUAACCUCAAGGACGCGGCUCGGAUCAUAAUGGUGGACCUGCCCAAGGACGAGCUCGUCACGUUGGAGGAGUUCGCCGCGAUCCAGACCAAGCACGUCAAGGAGGCCGCGGAUAUCCUGGCGAUCAAGUCCGAGGAGGUUCGCAGGGGAUGCGACGAUCUCGUGGAGCUGAUCCGGGACACGAUGCCGGAGGCGGAGCCGGGCAGCUUGAUGCCUCUUCCCACCAUCGACGACGAGGCCAUCGCGGAAUUCAAGGCGCACUUCGCCAGACUCAUGUACUCCGCGGUGCUGCACUCCACCCGCAAAUCCUUCGACGUGCUCAAGCAGAGGAUCGCGUCCAAGGUUUCGGGCGGUUUCCUGUUCAUCGAGCGGCCGCUCUUUGACGUGGACGUCGAGCUCUCGGUCCCGUACGUCCAAAUGUCUCCGAGCCUGGACGACGUGCAGCGCGCGGUGAACGGCGUCGCUAAGAAGAUGCUCAACGCAUCGCGGUCCAUCAAGCGGUGGGGCAACACCGAUCUCAACGGUGACGAGGAGAAUCAGCCCGGCCUUUGCCUCCUGCUCACUGGCGCCAUGCACGGCUGCCGCACUAGCGUGGAGCAGUACCUCACGGCGUUCACCGAGUUCGAUUUCCUCUAUCUCCAGGAUCUUCAGCAGGCGUACGAGGAGUUCAUGGCGAAGAAGCCCAACCUGGAUAUGUUUGAGACUGAGCUUCAAAAGUACAUGAGCAUUGAGCAGCACAUCGGCAAAAUCGCGCCCGUGCACAACAUCGGCGCGCUGUCCCUGGAGACCCAGCCGCUCAAGGUGUCGCUCAAGGCGGAGGCCGCGACGUGGAAAAAGCAGUUCGCGAAGAAUCUUCACGCGCACGGCAAGGACCAGCUCGAGACUAUCGUGCAGUACAUGAAAGACACCACGCUCCAGCUCAACCGGAAGAUCGAGGACCUGGAGGAUGUCCGCCACGUGAUGGCCAUACAGCAGGAUAUCCGCAUCAAGGAAUCGGAGAUUGACUCCAUCAUGAACCCCAUCGAGGAGGUUUAUGGGCUGUUGACGAGGUACGAGGUCAAGGUUCCCAAGGAGGAGACCGACGUCGUCGCCGAGCUCCGCGGGAACUGGACCACGAUGAACGCGCUCGCAGUCUCCGUCGGCGAGAAUUUGCAGCGGCUCCAGGCUGGGUUCAAGCGGGAUCUCGUGGCGCAGGUGAAGGUGUUCGUCGUGGACGCGCAGGAGUUCCGCAAGGACUGGGACGCAAACGGUCCGAUGGUCGACGGUCUCGCGCCCGCGGAAGCCGUCGAGCGACUCAAGGAUUUCCAAACCAAGUUUGCGCCGCGCAAGGCUAAGUGGGACAACUUCAGCAGCGGCGAGGCGCUAUUCGGCCUGCCCGUGACCCUCUACCCCGAGCUCGAGAAGACCGAAAAGGAGAUCGAGUUCCUCGACAAGCUCUACUCGCUGUGGACCAACGUCACUCAAACCAUCGGGGGCUACGUCGACAUCCUUUGGACGGAGGUCAGGGAGAAUAUCGACGUCAUGACUGAGACGGUGACCUCUUUCCAGGCGCAGUGCAAGAAGCUGCCCAAGGCUAUGCGAGACUGGCCCGCGUACGUCGACCUGAGGAAGAAGAUUGACGAUUUCCUCGAGAUGUUACCCCUAAUCCAGAUGCUCGCGGCGCCCGCCAUGAGGCCCAGGCACUGGACCAGGUUCCAGGAGAUCACCGGCUCUGAGCUGGACAUGGCCGAGGACACCUUCAAGCUCCAGAACGUGACGGAGUGCAGCAUCCUGAAGCACUACGAGGACAUCGAGGAGUGCGCCGCGGGUGCGGUGAAAGAGGAGCAGGUUGAAAUGAAGCUGAAGCAGGUGGACGGUGACUGGGAGGAUCUCAUAUUUGUCUUUAACGAGUUCAAGCAACACGGCCGGGUCGUGCUGGACAUGGUGGCCACCGCCGAGCUUAUCGAGAAGCUCGAGGACACCUCCAUGGCGUUGGGAGGUAUGGCCACCAACCGAUACUCCGCGCCGUUCAAGGGCAAGGUUCAAGACUGGAUCACCAAGAUGGCCACGAUCGAGGAGAUCAUCAACAUGUGGCUCAACGUCCAGAACAUGUGGAUGUAUAUGGAGGCUGUCUUCAGCGGCGGCGACAUUGUCAAGCAGCUCCCGUCCGAGGCUAAGAGGUUCAAGAACAUCGAUAAGCAGUUUGUCAAGAUGGCUAAGGUCGCCGCGGACGUUCAGAACGUCGUCGAGGUGUGCUGCGACAGCAAGAUGAUGAUGGAGGUGCUUCCGGUGCUUACCGAGCAGCUCGAGUUGUGCCAGAAGGCCCUCACUGCCUUCCUGGACACCAAGCGGGCCAUGUUCCCCCGCUUCUAUUUUGUCUCUGACCCGACACUGCUGGAGAUUUUGUCGCUGGGCUCUGAUCCCCCCUCGGUCUGCCCGCACUUCCAGUCCGGUCUGUUCGACUCGGUCACCGCGAUUGAGUUCGACAAGGAAGACAAGUACAAGAUGCUCAAGAUGUUCUCGCAGCAGAACGAGGAGGUUGUCUUCCAGACAUUCAUCAGCGGCGAGGGCGGCCACGGCCACCUCGAGGAGAAGCCUGUGAUUGCCACCGGCAACAUCGAGUCGUGGCUCCAGGCACUGGUCGACGGCAUGCAGGACUCAGUCAAGAGCAUCAUUCGUAAGGCUCACGAUGAGGUGCAGACCCAGCAGCUCGAGGAGUUCAUCUUCGGCCACCCCGCACAGAUCUCCCUGCUCGGUAUCCAGUUCAUGUGGACCAACGAUAUGCAAUCCGCGCUGACUAUUGCCAAGCAGAGUAAGGAAGCGAUGAGAGAGGCUUUCAAGAAGCAGGCCGACAUGCUGAAGGAGAUGAUCGUCAUCACAACCAGGACCACGAUCGGCAAGAACGACAGGAAGAAUCUGGAGACGUGCAUCACCGUCCACGUGCAUCAGAGGGAUACCUCGGAGGAGCUGAUGAAGAAACGCAUCAAGGACCCCGCCGAUUUUGAGUGGAUGAAGCAGUGCCGAUUCUACUGGAAUAAGGGCAGGGAGACCGUGAUCAUCUCCAUCUGCGACGUCGACUUCGAGUAUUCGUACGAGUAUCUCGGCGUGAAGGAGCGCCUCGUGAUCACGCCCCUGACGGACAUCUGCUACGUGACUCUGUCUCAGGCGCUCGGCAUGUUCCUCGGUGGCGCGCCCGCGGGACCCGCGGGUACGGGCAAGACGGAGACCACCAAGGAUCUCGGUAACACCCUCGGCAAGUACGUCGUCGUGUUCAACUGCUCCGAUCAGAUGGACUACAAGGGCAUGGGUAAGAUCUACCGCGGUCUCGCGCAGUCCGGUCUGUGGGGAUGCUUCGACGAGUUCAACCGCAUCAACCUCGACGUGCUCUCAGUGUGCGCGCAGCAGGUUUACUGCGUCCUCCAGGCUAUCCGCGAGCGCAAGACCGAAUUCAUCUUCACCGACGGCGCGCGCGUCAGCCUCGACCCUCGCGUUGGUUUCUUCAUCACGAUGAACCCCGGUUACGCCGGUCGUCAGGAGCUGCCGGAGAACCUCAAGGCUCUCUUCCGCGGCGUCACAAUGAUGGUGCCCAACCGCCAGAUUAUCAAGAAGGUGAAGCUGGCGGCGUGCGGUUACAUGCAAAACGAGUUCCUCGCCAAGAAGUUCUUCGUACUCUACGGCCUUUGCGAGCAGCAGCUGUCCAAGCAGGCGCACUACGAUUUUGGUCUGCGUAACAUCCUCUCCGUGCUGCGCACCAUGGGCGCGUCCAAGCGCGCCAACCCGGAAAAAUCGGAACCUUUCCUGGCGAUGCGAACCCUCCGCGACAUGAACAUGUCCAAGUUUGUCGCCGAGGAUGUGCCACUCUUCUUAUCGCUCAUCGCGGACAUCUUCCCCGGGAUCAAGGCGGACAAGGCUGUCUUCCCCGAGGUCGAGGAGGCCAUGGCCAAGGUUGCCACCGAGAAGGGCCUGCAGCUCCACCCGUCGUGGCUUGCUAAGUGUGUUCAGCUUUAUGAGACCUACCUGGUGCGCCACGGUAUCAUGCUUGUUGGACCCACCGGCGGUGGUAAGACGGCGAUCAUCGAGACGCUCGCCGGCGCCCUCACGGAGCUCGGUACCAAGCACGUCAUCUGGAGGAUGAACCCCAAGGCGAUCACCGCGCCGCAGAUGUUUGGCCGCCUCGACGCCACCACGGGCGACUGGACCGACGGUGUCUUUGCCGAGAAGAAGAACAACACGUGGAUCGUGCUAGACGGACCCGUCGACGCCAUCUGGAUCGAGAACCUCAACACCGUGCUCGACGACAACAAGGUUCUCACCCUCGCCAACGGCGAUCGCGUGCAGAUGAGCGGAAUCAUGAAGGCGAUGUUCGAGCCCGAAAACCUCAACAACGCGUCUCCGGCCACCGUGUCCCGCGCGGGUAUCAUCUUCGUCUCGGAGACUGAGCUCGGCUGGAAGCCCAUGGUUGACUCGUGGCUGGACACUCGCGCCAAGCACGAGGCUGCCGCGCUCAAGCCUCUCUUCGAGAAGUACGUGGAUGCUCUUCUGGAUGUCAUCCGGAUCGAGUGCAAACCCGUGAUGGCUGGUUCGCCGUGGGCUCACGUGUCCAGAGAUUUCUGCCAGGUGAGCACACUCGUCACACUGCUCAAGGGCAUCCUGAAGCCCAGCGAAGAGGCUAACGAGCAACUCUCGUCGGGGCACUACGAGCGCCUUUUCCUCUACUGCUGCACGUGGGCGCUGGGUGGCUUGCUCGAAAUGAAGGACCGGCCGCCGCUGAACAAGGCGAUGGUUCGGCUGGCCGAAUCCGAGGCUCCCAACUUUGAUGACCCCGAGGAUACCUUCUUCGAGUACUUCGUGUCCGACGAGGACACCGAGUGGAGGCACUGGAACACCCAGGUGCCCGCAUGGGAGUACCCCGCGGCGGAGGAGAAACCCAAGUUUGCCAGGCUCAUCAUCCCCACCCUCGACUCUGUGCGCCUGGAGUCGCUGCUGAAGAUUGUCACGAGCGUCGACAAGCAGGCGCUGUUCGUGGGCGGACCGGGUACGGCGAAGACCACCGCGAUCAAACAGUUCAUGGCCGGGUUCGACAGCGACACCACCGCGACGAAGGACAUCACGUUCUCAUCACUCACGCAGCCGGGCACCUUCCAGGUUGCGAUUGAGUCCUCAGUUGAGAAACGACAGGGCAGGACCUUCGGGCCCCCAUCCGGAAAGAGGAUGAUUGUCUUCGUGGACGACCUGUCCAUGCCAGUCAUGAACGAGUGGGGUGACCAGAUCACGAACGAGGUUGUCCGCCAGCUUCUCGAGCAGGGUGGCAUGUACUCGCUCGAGAAACCCAUCGGAGAUAUGAAGAUGAUUGUGGACUGCGUGUACCUCGCGGCGAUGAACACGCCAGGCGGGGGCAAGAACGACAUUCCCAACCGCCUCAAGAGGCACUUCUGCAUCUUCAACGUGCCCCUCCCGUCCGUCGCUGCCAUCAACAAUAUCUUCGGGCAGCUCGUCGCCGGGCGCUUCAGCGCGGAUGUCUUCUCACCGCAGGUUGUGGACGUCGCGUCCAAGCUGGUGCCCGUCACCGUCGACCUGUGGAACAAGGUUCAGGCCAAGAUGCUUCCCACGCCUGCCAAGUUCCACUACCUGUUCAACAUGCGAGAGCUCAGCAAGGUGUUUCAAGGCUUGAUCCUCGCCGAGCGCGACAGGUUCAGAGAGAAUAACAGGUUCGUCCAGCCCUUCGGGGGCAAGGUCAAGUCCCCCGAGGCGUACCUGGUGGCGCUGUGGCGGCACGAGUGCGAGCGAGUUUUUUGCGACAAGCUCACCACGCACGAGGACAAGGACUGGGGAGAUAAGCUCAUCAUGAAGCUCAUCGACGAGACGUACGGCGAAGAUAUCAGGGCACAGGUGGAAGACAGGGUGUAUUUCGUCGAUUUCCUCAGACCGCCAAAGGUUGACGAGGAGACUGGCGAGACUGUCGACGCCAACCCGAGCUACUACGAAUCCACCGAGUCGCUCGACUCCCUCAGGGCGGUGGCCAUGGCGCGCCAGGCGAGCUUCAACGAGACGAGCAAAUCGCUCAAGCUCGACCUGGUUCUCUUUGAAGAUGCGCUGAAGCACAUGAUGCGCAUAUCGAGGCUGCUGUGCAUGGAGCGAGGCAGCGCCCUGCUCAUUGGUGUCGGCGGCUCUGGUAAGCAGUCUUUGACCCGACUUGCCGCGUACAUCGCCGGAGCGUUCCCGUUCCAGAUUCAGAUUACAAAGACGUACAACCAGGCCAACCUGUUCGAGGAUCUCAAAUCCCUGUACAAGGUGGCGGGCCUGAAGGGCCAGAAGGUUGCGUUCAUCUUCACCGACGCCGAGGUCAAGGAGGAAUCCUUCCUUGAGUACAUCAACCAGAUUUUAAUGACUGGCGAGGUGGCGGGUCUCUUCCCCAAGGAUGAGCAGGACAUGAUCGUCAACGACGCGCGGGGGCCGUACAAGAAGGAGUGUCCGGGUGAGUUGGACAGCUACGAUAACCUGUGGAGCUUCUUCAUGUCGAGGGUGCGGGACAACCUCCAUCUGUGCCUCUGCUUCUCCCCCGUCGGCGACAAGUUCAGCCGCCGCGCACGGGAUUUCCCGGGUCUCAUCAACGGGUGCACCAUCGACUGGUUCCUCCCUUGGCCCCAGGACGCGCUCAUCGCAGUGUCGACAAAGUUCAUCGGGGACUUCAGCAUGGCGUGCGACGACGACGACAAGACCAAGCUGCAGGAGCACAUGGGUCACGUGCACGUCGCCGUGACCCAGGCGUGCAAGGAGUACUUUGAGAAGUUCAGGCGCAACGUGUACGUCACCCCCAAGUCGUAUCUCUCGUUCCUGGCGGGCUACUGCGCUCUGUACGCUGCCAAGCUGUCGGAGGUUAACGUGCUCGCGGACAAGAUCAACAGCGGUCUGUCCAAACUGUUUACUGCCAAGGAGGACGUGGGCACGAUGAAGAUUGAGCUCCAGCAGAAGAACGUAGACCUCGAGGAGGCUCAGAAGAUGUCGGAGAAACUCCUGAAGGAAAUUUCCGCGUCCACCGCCGUCGCGGAGAAGGAGAAGGCUCGCGUCGCGGUGAUCGUCGAGGGUGUCGUCGCCAAGGCUAACGAGAUUGACGCCAAGAAGAUAGAGGCUGAGGAGGAUCUCAAGCUCGCGCAGCCAGCGAUGGAUGAGGCGUUGGAGGCGCUCAACUCCAUCGACCAGAAGAGUAUCUCGCAGCUAAAGACGAUGAAGAACCCUCCCGACCUGGUCAAGCGCAUCUUCGACACCGUGCUACUCCUGAGGCAGCUGCCGAUGAGCAAGAUCGUGUGGAAGAUGAAGGACAAGGUUGGCAUGGUGAUUGACGGCUCAGAGAACUACAAGGAAGAGGCGAUGAAGAUGAUGGCCGACACUGGGUUCCUCAACAAGCUCCUCAAUUUCCCCAAGGAACGCAUCAACGACGAGACCUGCGAGCUUCUCCAGCCGUACUUCGACGCGCCCGACUUUAACUUCGAGGAUGCGAAGAAGUCCGCGGGUGCUGUCGCUGGUCUGUGCAACUGGUGCCGAUCCAUGGUCAAGUACCACUGGGUCGCGGCAGUCGUCGACCCAAAGAUGCGCGCGCUGCGGGAGGCUCAGGCUGAGCUCGAUGAGGCGAACAGGGAAAAAGCAAAGGCUGAGGGUGAGUUGGCGGAGGUUCAGGCGGGCUUGGACGCCAUGCAGGCCAAGUUCGAUGAGGCUAUGGCUGAGAAGCAGCGACUGAUUGAUGAUGCCGCGGCCACGCAGGCUCGGAUGGAUGCCGCCGCCGCGCUCAUCACCGCGCUGGCGGGUGAGGAGGUUCGAUGGACGGAGCAGUCGAAGCAGUUCGCGGCGCAGAUCCAGCGGCUCACGGGCGACUGUGCCAUGGCGUCCUCUUUCACGUCCUACCUGGGUCCCUUCAACAAGGAGUUCAGGGACCUGUUGCUCACCCGCGACUUUUUCGGCGAUUUGAGCAAGCGGGGCAUUCCCGUCACGGCGGAUCUCGACGUCGCCAGGUUCCUCGUGGACGACUCGGAAAUCGGGGAGUGGACCCUGCAGGGCCUACCCACCGACGAGCUCUCGAUCCAAAACGGCAUCAUGACCACGCGUGCGUCGCGGUACCCGGUUCUGGUGGACCCGCAAGGCCAGGGUAUCAACUGGAUCAAGAACCGCGAGGCUGAAAACAACCUCAAGGUCACCAACCUGAACGAGAAACGGUUCAGGGAUAUUCUGGAGGAGUCCAUGUCCUACGGUCUGCCGAUGCUCAUCGAGAACAUCCAGGAGGAGCUCGAUCCGAUAUUGGAGCCGGUGCUGGAGAAGAGGAUCGUGCGCAAGGGCAAGCAGGCGAUGAUCGUGCUCAGCGACGGCAAGGAGGUUGACUACGAUGACAACUUCACGUUGAUCUGCACCACCCGCCUGCCUAACCCGCACUACUCGCCAGAGCUGAGCGCCAAGGUGACAGUGAUUGACUUCACCGUCACCAUGGUGGGUCUGGAGGAUCAGUUGCUCGGCAAGCUUAUCCUCAAGGAGAAGAACGAGCUCGAGGUUCAGCGCAAGACGCUGGUGGAGGAGGUGACGACCUAUAAGAAGAAGAUCAAGCAGCUCGAGGAUGAUCUGCUGUUCAGGCUGUCCAACUCCCAGGGUAACCUGCUGGACGACGUCGAGCUCAUCGAGGUGCUGAACGUGACGAAGAAGACGGCACAAGAGGUGAACGAGAAGCUGGCCAACGCGAGCGAGACCAACGCGAAGAUCACGGAGACUUGCGAGGAGUACCGACCGGUGGCGCACCGGGCGACGCUCAUCUACUUCCUCAUCGCCGAGUUUGCCAGCGUCAACGUGAUGUACCAGACCUCGCUGAAGCAAUUUAACGAGCUGUACGAGCUCGCCAUCGACAACGCGGAGGCGAGCCAGAAACCCGCCACGCGCAUCAAGAACAUCAUCGAUCACAUGACCUACUCGGUGUAUCUCUACAUCCAGCGCGGCCUCUUCGAGCGGCACAAGCUCACCUUCGCGCUCAUGAUGACCAACAGCAUCCUCGUUUCCGACAAGAUCCUGCCCCCAGAACUCGUCAGCGUGUUCCUCAAGGGUGGUGGUUCAUUGGACAUCAAGUCGGUGAAGAAGAAGCCCAAGGAAUGGAUCCCAGACAAGUCUUGGCUCGACUGCGUGGCGCUCUCUGCAUACCCAACCUUUGCCAACCUGCUGGAGUCAAUGGUGACAAAUGACAAACAGUGGCAAAACUGGUACGAUAAGGAGGCUCCGGAGAACGUUCGAAUCCCCGAUUUCGAGGACGUCGUCACCCCUUUCGAGCGUAUGUGCCUCGUCAAGGCGCUCAGGGAGGACAGGACGCAGGUUGCGGCGCAGGCGUACAUCGCGGAUGCCAUCGGGCAGCAGUUUGUCGAGUCGGUGCCGCUCAACAUCGAGGCCACCUGGGAAGAGUCCACGCCAUACGUGCCGAUCAUAUGUCUGCUGUCGCCCGGCUCGGACCCGACGAAGCUGAUCGAGGAGCUAGCGAAGAGACAGAAAAUCACGGUGAACGGCGUGUCCAUGGGCCAGGGCCAGGAGAUUAUCGCGAGGAGGCUGAUGACCUCCGCCACGCGUGAGGGACACUGGGUGUUGCUCCAAAACACCCACCUCGGCUUGGGCUACAUGGCUGAGAUCGAGACGUACAUGACCAAGGCUGCGGAGGAGGGUAAGAUCCACCACGACUUCAGGCUGUGGAUCACCGCGGAGCCCCACCCCCAGUUCCCCAUCGGCUUGCUCCAGAUGUCCAUCAAGCUCACCAACGAGGCCCCCGUUGGCAUGCGCGCGGGUCUCAGGAACUCGUACAACUGGGUCAGCCAGGACAUGAUCGACGCGGUACCGCUCUUUGAGUGGCGCCAGCUGCUGUACAUCAUGUGCUACCUCCACUCCGUGGUGCAAGAACGUCGCAAAUUCGGCCCGAUCGGCUGGAAUGUCCCGUACGAGUUCAACCAGUCCGAUCUGUCUGCGUGCGUGCAGUUCCUCCAGAACCACACGAGCGAGAUGGAUGUGAAGAAGCUCAAGUCUCCAACCUGGGCCACCGUCACCUACAUGAUUUCAUCCAUCCAGUACGGCGGUAGGAUCACCGACGGGUUCGACGAGCUCCUCAUGGACACGUAUGCGGCCAAGUACUUCAACAAGAGCAACCUUGAGAAGGGUGUCGAGCUCUUCCCAGGUUACCCGGUGCCGGACACGAGGGAUAUCGAUAUUUUCCGAGCCGACAUCGAGAAGCUGCCGCCGGUGGACUCCCCCGAAGUGUUCGGACUGCACCCCAACGCGGACCUCACAUUCAGGACCUUGCAGGUGCGCGAGCUGGUGGAGACUGUGGUGAGCACGAUGCCCAAGUCCGGUGGCGGUGGCGAGGGCAAAUCACCCGCAGAGGUUGUCGACGCAAUCGCGGAGGAUCUUCUCUCGAAGGUUCCCACGAUGUUCGAGACUGAACGCACCAAAAUUGCGCUCAACAAGCUCCCCGGCGGGCCCACCCAGCCACUCACCGUGCACUUGCGCCAGGAGAUCGACCGGUUGAACAUCAUCGUCGAUCUCACGACCAAGACGCUUAAGAACUUGAGGUUGGCCAUCGCGGGCACCGUGGCGCUUUCUGGGGAUCUGGUGGACGCCCUCGACGCGCUCUUUGAUGCCAAGAUUCCACCCAAGUGGCUCAAAAAGUCGUGGGAGAGCGCGUCGAUCGGCACGUGGUUCCAGGGUCUGCUGCAGAGACACAAGCAGCUGGAAACGUGGCUGAACAAGGGCCGGCCGAAGGCGUACUGGCUCACCGGCUUCUUCAACCCGCAGGGUUUCCUGACCGCGAUGAAGCAGGAGGUGAAUAGGCAGCAUGCCAAGGACAAGUGGGCACUGGACGACGUGGUGAUGACGUCGGAGGUGACGCACCCGCCGCAGUCGCUCGAAAAGCUCAAGGCUGCGCCUAACGAGGGUGUUUACGUGUACGGACUUUUCCUGGAGGGCUGCACGUGGGAUGGGAAGAAAAACAUGUUGACGGAUUCUGAGCCCAAGAAGCUGUACACGCCCCUACCGGUGCUGUACGUCACCGGCGUUCUCUCGUCCGACUACAGCAAGAAGGACACGUACGAGGCGCCCACGUACAGGGUCAAGAAACGCACGGGACUCAACUUCAUAUCCACGUUCCCGCUGCGGACGGAGGAUCCCCCGAGCAAGUGGGUCAUGCGCGGCGUCGCGUUGCUCUGCUCGGUGGAUUGAGGAAAUUUUUAUUGUAGAAUAUCACACGCGCCGCCGUGGCGCGAGGAGGAGGAGCUAACCUGCCCCCCGAGGGCGGCUCGGCCUGGGGUUUUAGAAUCCAGGGGAGACGCGCGCCGAGGACGGGGGACAGUGGUGCGCUCGCGUAGCAGUAUUUUGAUUGAAACCUUAUUUGCCACCUUCUUCGCGCCGCUCGUUGUUGGUCGGUGAUACCAGUUGGACCCAGAUUCCUGGCGGCCGGCGCCGGGAGCGAGCGCGCGAGGCGGGGGGGGACG
This is a messenger RNA of Micromonas commoda, 13793 nucleotides long. It is a transcript of the gene ODA-DHCG2, whose product is annotated as dynein gamma chain, flagellar outer arm. The record is from RefSeq and is a predicted model, not a curated record. Lineage: Eukaryota; Viridiplantae; Chlorophyta; Mamiellophyceae; Mamiellales; Mamiellaceae. The transcript is spliced from 5 exons. Gene Ontology annotation, biological process: microtubule-based movement. Bases 1 to 13521 code for a protein of 4506 amino acids. Gene Ontology annotation, cellular component: dynein complex. Gene Ontology annotation, molecular function: dynein light intermediate chain binding; ATP hydrolysis activity; ATP binding.